AUACGCGAUACUUGAAAGUUAUUGUAGCAUCACAUACAAAGGAAUCUAAAAGCAAAAUGGAUGAGAGUUCAUGUGUAUCUGCUCCAAAGAGAAGGUUGGAAGGCAAGGUGGCUAUUAUUACUGGUGGUGCAAGUGGUAUUGGAGCAACUACAGUCCGUGUCUUUGUUGAGAAUGGUGCAAAAGUUGUCAUUGCAGACAUUCAAGAUCCACAGGGUGAAAUCGCAUCCCAGCUAGGCGAAAACGCUCAUUACGUUCAUUGUGAUGUCUCCAAAGAAGACGACGUGAAAAAUUUGAUCAACGCUACAAUUUCAAAAUUUGGUCAUCUUGACAUAAUGUACAACAAUGCUGGCGUCUACGACACAACAAUAAAAGGCAUUUUGGACACAGAAACCGCUGAGCUAGAGCGUAAAAUCGCGGUGAAUUUAAUUGGAUCUUUCUUAGGAGCAAAAUAUGCGGCUAAAGCGAUGGUAUCUCGUAAAAGGGGGUGCAUUUUGUUCACAACAAGUUGUUGCACUGAAGUGGCUGGAAUUGGAUCACACACUUAUGUUGCAACAAAAUAUGCAAUUGUGGGAAUGUGCAAGAAUUUGGCUGCUGAAUUAGGGUUACAUGGAAUAAGAGUGAAUUGCAUUUCACCCUUUGCUAUAUUGUCAAGUAAAGUUGAUAAUGAAAGUGAAGCAAGAUAUGAAGGAAUGAUGGGUGCUAUAGGAAAUUUAAAAGGGAUUGCUCAUAACAAAGAAGAUGUAGCAAAUGCUGCUGUUUUUCUUGCUGGUGAUGAAGGGAAGUACUUAAGUGGUCAUAAUCUUGUAAUUGAUGGAGGGUUUAGUGUUGUGAACCCUAGCUUUCUCAAGAUUACAGGACAAUAUCAAUGAGUCAAUGCUAGAAAUGUGAUAAUUAAGAAAUAGAUCAGGAUAAGAAGGCUUGAGGCGUGAUAUUAUAUCACUUUCUUAAGCAAAUGCUUGUUUUAUUUAGAUAUCAGAUAUGCUCUUUUGGAGCAACGAGCAUGUUCUCUGUUAUGAGGCUCUUUCGAUCAUUAUUAUCACUCCAAUAUUACAAACUAUUUAAUAAUGAGAACACUUUCU
This is a messenger RNA of Lycium ferocissimum, 1079 nucleotides long. Its product is annotated as (+)-borneol dehydrogenase 1-like. Gene Ontology annotation, molecular function: oxidoreductase activity. The record is from RefSeq and is a predicted model, not a curated record. The transcript is spliced from 2 exons. Lineage: Eukaryota; Viridiplantae; Streptophyta; Magnoliopsida; Solanales; Solanaceae. The coding region runs from base 57 to 869 and encodes 270 amino acids.